AUGGUUUUCUACUUAGAUGAGACUGUCGUAGAAAGUGACAGCGACAACGAUGACGGCCACGCUGACCUUGUAGAACACUUGGGAGCAAAUCUGAGCUCAGCUCACCCUCCAACCCGAAGAAGAAAAAGUUCCGUCUAUAGCAAGAUAUCAGUGCACAACGAAGACACAGGCAAUGGCCAGAUAUCGAUCACAGAGUACACAAAGGGCGAGCAAGAAACAAAUGCUUCUAUUUCGGAUUUUGAGCCUAUCACCGUCUUAGGACAGGGUGCCUACGGAACCGUGAAGCUGGUCAAGAAUAAACACACGUCCAAACUAUACGCCCAGAAGGAGUUGAAGAAAGCAAGCCUGGUGAUCAACGAAAAGCACGUCGAACGCACGAUGGAAGAGCGUAAUAUUCUGAGCAAGAUAUCAGAACAUCCUAAUAUAGUCAAGCUUUUCUACGCUUUUCAUGACCACGACAAGUUGUAUUUAAUGAUGGAGUACGUUCCUGGUGGAGAGUUGUUUCAGCAUUUGAAUGAGGAAAAGUUUUUGGGCGAGGACAUUGCUAGUUUUUAUGCCGCUCAAAUGGCUUUGGCCAUCAACUAUCUCCACACCAUGGGAAUUGUGUACAGAGACUUGAAGCCUGAAAACUGUUUACUGGAUUCCCAGGGUUUUCUGGUGCUAACUGAUUUCGGUCUUAGCAAACAAUCACUGGAUACUGGUGCUUCAUCUAUUGAACACGAUGGCUCUUUCAAAAGCAUCAUUGGUACCCCAGAAUACAUGGCUCCAGAGGUAUUGAAGGGUGAUCCUUACUCAUUUUCUUGCGACUGGUGGUCACUUGGUGCAGUAAUCUUUGACAUGAUGAUUGGGAAACCACCAUUUACAGGAGCAAACAGUAAGAUAAUCAUGGACAAGAUCGUGAAUAAGACACUCAAAUUUCCCUAUUAUUUAACUCCAACCGCUAAGGAGCUCCUUCAAAAGCUGCUCAAUAAAUCACCAGCCAAGAGAGACGUUGACACUACAUUCAACAAGUUCCAGAAGCACUCUUUUUUUAGAAAUAUUGAUUGGGACGCACUACUGAAAAGAGAUCUGACUAAGAUUAGCCCUCCAAUCGUGCCAAUAAUCACGAAUCUUGAGCUAGCUGAGAAUUUCUCAAGAGAUUUCACCGACUUGAAGCUAAGCGAUGAUGUAUCCACAGACUUAAAUUUAAUACCAACUACAAAGACAAAAGACGCAUUCCAAGGGUUCUCCUACGUUGCCAGCAAUAGCUACAUGAACAGAUAUCUGGGAUGUUAA
This is a messenger RNA of Komagataella phaffii GS115, 1275 nucleotides long. RefSeq names its product Putative protein kinase, possible substrate of cAMP-dependent protein kinase (PKA). Gene Ontology annotation, biological process: protein phosphorylation. Gene Ontology annotation, molecular function: protein serine/threonine kinase activity; ATP binding. The coding region runs from base 1 to 1275 and encodes 424 amino acids. NCBI's taxonomy places the organism in Eukaryota, Fungi, Ascomycota, Pichiomycetes, Pichiales, Pichiaceae. The record is from RefSeq and is a predicted model, not a curated record. The transcript has a single exon.